ACUUCACAACUUCUCCAUCCCUCCAACCUCACAUUUUACUAAAAGCUGUACCUGUUAUUCUUCUUCCCUUCUCCGCACCCUCUAUACCAUACAGGGAAACCCCUCCCCCCCCAAAAAAAAGAAAAAAACAAGGCAGAAGACUAACGGUACCUACACGCACUCAAGAUGUUUAUGCUCAGAGGUGUGGGGAAGUACAUAUUUGGUGACUCCACGAAGCAAGAUAUAAUUCAACUCGAUCAAGGUCAACUCUACAUAGUCCGCCCAAACUCUGUUAAGGGCUAUAGCGAAUGCAUCUUUAAGGAUGCAGCUGCCACCAUUCGAAGAACCUCGACCAAUUACCAUUACCAACUUGUUAUCCAGAGAGCUUACGAAGAAGGCGAGGAAGAGCUUGUUGAUGAUGCUGAGGACGUUGACGAUGCAAAGGAUGAGAAAACUUUCCUGUUAGACGAGAGCCUACAUUUGCGAUCCAUCAUCAGGGAUGGUCAAGCUGUGUUUGCAUGGAGGGACCUUAGUGGUGACCCUGGUGACCUUUACGAGUUUGUCUGUGACCCUGGUGUACAGUCUGGCUCCGCGCAUAUGUUUGAACUUGUAGCUAUCCAGUGCCAGUUCGAGAGAAGGUAUAAAAGGAGCCAUGAAACGGCUACCGAGCAGGAAUUGCAUCAGUUCUCUUUCUCUGAUGCUCCGAUUCCUUCAGCAUCCCCCACUGCUGUUUCACCCACUGCCCAAGUCAAGAGGGCGCCCGAGGCUCCGGUAAAAAAGGGCAGGAAGCGACUGGUGGCCUUGGCGCCCACUGUUGCUCCAAAGGCGAUGCCUGCUCCCGAAAGUCAGGAGAUACUUACUCGUGAAACCGCAGAAUUGCAUUUGUUCGAUGUCUCUACUGGAACCUUUGUGUUGCAGGAGCAAAAGGUUACGGCGACCGUGAGCGAGGUUGGGCAAUGGCAGUACUGGCUCGAUAUUGAAGGCGAAAACAAAGUCUGGCUUGGUCAGCCCGUGAUUGCUGACAUCAACCCUGUCUUCAAUUUCGAGUAUCUCUCUUUCAUCUUCAACCAUCAUACCAAUCAGUGCUCCUAUUCCUGGCUUCUGCGUUUUAAGGAUAUAGAGACCGAAGAAAGAUUUCAGGAAGGUCUGAUGCGUGCCCUCUGGGAACAGCUGAACGAGCAAAAAUGGAUCAAAGCCAAAGACCAAGAGCGUGAAUAUGUUCUCGAGGCGUUCCAGGACAUCACUAUGGAAGACGCCCCAGAAGAGGAGGAGGAGGAGGAAUUUGAGGACGUCGAAGAACACCCUGGCAACCAGAGCGAAGAGUACGACACCGACGAGGAGGAGGACGACACUCACGUUAAAGGAGAACAGGGCGAUGGUAAGGAAAAUAGCCAAUUGGCUGUCGGCUACAAACACGACAGAAGCUUUGUCGUUAGAGGAAGCAAAAUCGGUGUCUUCAAGCAUACCCCCAACAACGAAUUGGAGUUUCAGACCAGCAUUAGCAAAGUCCAAACUCCGAAGGGGAAACUAUUCGAGCCCAAGAAGGUUAUGUUGCACGGUGAGGAUACGGGUUUAAUCAUGCAAGAUGGGAACAACCCGCAUAGCCUGUAUAAGAUGGACUUGGAAUACGGAAAGGUGGUUGAUGAAUGGCAAGUCCACGAGGACAUCCCUAUUGACAUCUUUGCUCCCGAGAGUAAAUUUGCUCAAAUGACCAAUGAGCAAACAUUCCUAGGACUGUCCCACAAUGCCCUUUAUCGAGUGGACCCUCGCCUGAGCGGUAAUAAGCUUGUUGACUCUGAGCUCAAACAAUAUGUCUCGAAGAAUGAUUUCUCAGCUGUGGCAACCACUGAGAAAGGGUAUAUCGCAGUUGCCUCGAGCAAAGGUGAUAUCCGUAUGUUUGAUCGUUUGGGAAUCAACGCCAAAACACAUAUACCCGCUCUGGGCGAAGCAAUCAUUGGUCUUGACGUUUCCGCCGAUGGCAGGUGGAUUCUUGCAACUUGUAGAACCUACAUUCUACUCAUUGACGCCCUCCAGCACGAAGGCAAGAGUGAAGGAAAACUCGGCUUCGAGAAGGCUUUCCCAAAAGAUGCAAAGCCUCGUCCUCGACGCCUCUGCCUCAACCCUUCCCAUGUCGCGCAGAUGCAAGCGGAGACUAAGAAGCCCCUCUCGUUUACCACUGCCAAGUUUAACACUGGCCUCGACUCUGACGAGACCGCCAUCAUCACUAGCACCGGCCCUUUCAUGGUCACGUGGAAUCUGAGGAAGGCCAUUGCUGGGAGGAAAGAUCCAUACACGCUCAAGAGGUACACUGAGGAAGUCAAGGCUGAUAACUUCCGUUUUGGCAGCGACAAGAACGUGAUUGUCGCACUCCCCAACGAAGUCAACAUGGUUGGACGUCAAACGUUUAAGAAGCCUACCAGAGAGAGCAUCUCUACUCCGAUUAGACAGUUGAGGAGCCGCCAUGCCAUUGUCGAUAGCCCUUACUAGCUUUGACAGUUGCUAGAUUCAAUUUCAACUUCCCAAUUUUUCCUUACCUGUCCCCCCACUGCCCUUUUCUAUCAUUAGUUAGUGGUGUGAUUGAUUGUUGAGCUGCUUCCCCUCUCGUUUCCUUUCCGCCCCCGUCCUGCUCUACCUAAUAUGUGACAGUAUGAUAUAUGUAGUGUUAUCUAGUGUACUAAUGAUAUGACUUGAUGCGAUGUGACACGAUAGCUUGUGGCCUUUUGUUUGUUUUCUCGCUCGAUAUUUCUUUUUUUUUUCUUUCUACCUACUGGUGCUGGAGGAGAUUUCCUGUAUGAGAGGAGAGACGACGACAAUAUGUGAUGCUUGGUAUAGUUAACGGCAUGUACUGUAAUCCAACCCAUUAAGCGGGGUCCAGUGUCGAGUGGUUAAGCAAUUACAAUUAAUCUUGCCCUAUCG
Messenger RNA from Tuber melanosporum (Perigord truffle), 2895 nucleotides. RefSeq lists its product as uncharacterized. The transcript is spliced from 7 exons. Bases 166 to 2466 code for a protein of 766 amino acids. Gene Ontology annotation, cellular component: nucleus; cytoplasm. The record is from RefSeq and is a predicted model, not a curated record. Lineage: Eukaryota; Fungi; Ascomycota; Pezizomycetes; Pezizales; Tuberaceae.